Molecule: messenger RNA, 2924 nt
Organism: Diorhabda sublineata
Lineage: Eukaryota; Metazoa; Arthropoda; Insecta; Coleoptera; Chrysomelidae
Gene: Mink
Exons: 3
Coding region: 144-2795 (883 amino acids)
Source: RefSeq, a predicted model, not a curated record
AUUAUUUGACAUUACCGUUUGUCACUGUCAAUUGCCAUUUAUGAAUUUAAAAAAAUAAAACGGUUAUUUCCGUUUCAAUGUUAUAAGAGUCAUACUUUUUCUGUAAUUUUGUAGUGAUUUUAAGGUGUUGUAGAAUUUAUAUAAUGGAACAACCACUUUUAAAGAAGAAAUCGAGAAGAAUUAGAUGCACUGAAGAACUAAAUAAGUUACUUGAAAACAGUUUAGAUAGUUCUUCAUCAAAAAGCGAAAGUGGGAAAAAUAAGGUAACAAAAAAGAAAAAACUUUUAUACUCAGCUGAAAUAAAUUUAAAUAUUGAUCCAGUCAAAGAAAAUUGUUCACCAAAUGUUGAACAAAAACAAUCGACGAAAAAAUCCAAAAAGACGUUAAGAAAUUUUAUCGAACAUAAAAUAGAAAGUGGGGACACAAAAGUAUGUUCUAUGAAAAAUGAAACAUCAGCAGAAGAAGAUCACAGAGAUUCAGAAUUUGAAUUUAGAAUAAAGAAAAAGAGGAAGAAGCAUAAAAAACAAACAAAAUCAUCCUCAGAUGUUAUAUCUGAAAAUCAGACCAAAAUCGAGGUAAAUAAAAAAUCAGUAUUAAAAAAGGAAAAAAAAAGUCGAAACUCAGUAACCAGUUAUUCUAAAUCUAUAAAUUUGGAUGAUAAUGCAACAAGACAAUCUAGAAAUUCAAUUUCCAAAGAUCCUAAAUCUUUUAAGGAUCAGUCUACUGAAUCAUCAGAAUCAACAUCUCGGGGUAUGAGGUGUAAAAGGAAGACCAAAAAUUCAGUUUUAAAGGACCAUGAAAACUUGAAUAAUCAUACAUCAGAAUCAUUGUCACCAAAACCUGUUAGUUCAGAGUCCGAUGACGUAUUUGAACAAAAUAUUGAAUCACAUGAAACUCUUAAUAGUUUUCCAAAUGAAAUAUGUAAAGAUAACCAAGAAAAUUCGAAUACAGAAAUGCUUGUGUCUGAAUUGCAAGGAAAUAACAUUUCUGAAUUCUUCAGUGAAAAUGAGUCACUUUAUAAAAUAAAUACCAAUGAAAAGGGAUCAGUUAGAUUCACUACUCAACCUACUAUGAGAAGAUCAAAGUCUUUAAAUGAAUCUUUCAACAAAUCAAGUAAAAAAUCUAUAAGUUUUAUGACACCAGGGAGAAAUAAUUAUAUACAAACAGGAAGUCCAAUGACAAAUCAAAUCAAACAAUCAAAAUCACUGAAUACAACUAAGAAAUCAUCUGUUUCAUUUGCUUCAGUAGAUUCUACACAAUCAAAAUCAUUUGGAAAAAAAAAUUCAAAAAUAUUUCCAAAAUCCCCUCAUGUUUCUAGACUUACAAGAAACAACUCGGUUUCUUUCGACGAAAUAGAAUUUCUUCAAGAUGAAGGUCCACCAGAAAUGUUACAAAAAUAUUCAAAUUUGAGAAAACCAACAACCAAUUACAUUGAAAUGUCUGGUAAAAAAUCUGUUUCUUUCUUCACUCCUGCCAAUGACAACAAGAAAAAACCAAAAACAAGUUUUAAGAAAUCUCCAUAUAUUCAUAGAUCGACUAUUGAUCUGUCUAGCAGUGAUAAGUCACUGAAUGAAACUUUCCAGUUAACAUCACCUACAAUAGAAUUGGAAACUUUGAAAAACAAGAGUGUCAUCUUAUCACCUACAGCGUCAACACUUUCAGAAGGAAGCAAUAUAAUUUUUUCAUCAAAAAAAUCCAUACCAAACCUCGUGACGCCUUCCCCUCAAACCGGUAGUUCUUCUUACAUUUUAAGCACAUGUGACGUUAGCGACAAAACUAAGGGUAGUUCUGAAGUUAGUAAAUCUGAUGCAGAAACAAACGUAACUAGGAGAAAACAUUGGAACAGAUCCCUAGGAGUGUCAAUUAUGGAUAGUGAUGGUAUGUUACACAAUAUUUCAUCUCCAUGGAGAAACGAAGAUUUCAAUAAAGUUCAAAAUACCCAUGAACAACAUAACUAUACCACAGAUAGUUUUAUAAGUCCAAUUGAGAAAAUUGAUAGUACAUCUAAGGGAUAUAUUUCCUCAAUAACAGUGAGUCCAAUAAAAAUUCAACAGAAUGUAGAGCAUUCAUUGAAUACAGUAAAAUCUGAAACUGUAAUUUCUGAACAUUUGAAUACAACUUUUAGUCCUUUGGAAAAAGAUAAGUCUUUGAAAAAAUUAGGCCAAAGUAAACCAUCUAAACAGGAAAAUAAAGUCUUAGUGAAGAGAACAAAACUUCCAAAUUUUGCACUUAUUCACCAGAGAGCUUAUGAUAAAUUGGAGAAUGUAAGAGAAAUGAGCCAGCGAAAAGCUGCUAGAGCGCAGCAAUUAUUGUCGGGAAAGAAACCAGGUCCUGAUUUGAAUAUGAAAAUUCCAACAUCAAAUUUGAAGAUCAAGUCUCCUAAUUCAAAAUUAAAGUCCCCUAAAAGCCGAAAAUUGUUGAGGUAUACUCCCAAAAAAUCACACCCCCUUGAGAACUUACUAGAACCUUGUACAUCCAGUAUUGUAGUGGUUAAAACAAGUACUAAAAUUACACCAUCAAAAUCCAAUCCUAAGAAGAUUGUAAAACCCGUUAUAAAGAAAACAGCAAAAUCAAAUAUUCCAAAAAUUAUAGACAAGAAACCUUUGUCAAAAUUAGGUUUUAAAAUAGAAACAACAGGCAAAGACAAUAAAGUUUUAAGACAAGAUCAAUUGAAAGCGGCAGCAAAUAAAACGAAACCAAGCAGAAAUUCAUUAGAAGCUCGUCGAACUGUUAUACAAAAUGUGAGAACAAAUCGAAGAUUUGAUCUGCUUAUGAAGAUGAGGAAAAAGGAUUAAUUAUUAUUUUAUUAAUUAUGAGCUUAUACAGUUUUAUAUAUUCUUUUAAAUAGGUUAUAUUCUCCCUUUUAAAAAUAUUUUAAUGUAAGAUGUACUAAAUAUACUACAAUAAACUUAUGUAUACAAUUA